UUCGUGUGAUCCGGGCUUUGGCACAGACCAGACGCUGCUGCUGUCGCCAUGUGAUCCGAGGCCCGGGCUGAGCAGGUGCUGCUCCCCGGGGUCUGUGCUGGGCGGGAUCCUGGCAUUAAUCUCUCCCUGCCCGGCCGUGGGGGGGAGGGGCGGCUUUCUCCAGCUCGGACCCGCCCCCUGGGCAGCCCAAGGCCGGAGCCCCCCGCUUGUGCCAGAAUCCUGGGAGCAUUCCCCAGCUACGCCCAGUCACCGUGAUAACUUUCUAUCCACUUAUCAUACACUGCUGCUGAACGAUGUCCAUGUUUCGCUCCAGCUCAUCCCAUCCUCCCGUGGGACAGGGGAGAGAAAUGGCUGCAGAGGAGCCAGUUCAGAGGCCGGUGACCUUCGAGGAGGUGGCUGUGUAUUUCACCAGCGAAGAGUGGGCUCUGCUGGACCCUACUCAGAGAACUCUCUACAGAGACGUCAUGCAGGAGAACUAUGAGAAUGUGACCUUGCUGGGGUUUCCAGUUUCCAAAACAGAUGUGAUCUCCCAGCUGGAACAAGGAGAAGAGUCAUGGGUCCCAGACCGCCAGGGUUCAGAGGAAAGAGAGAUCCUGAGAGCUCCCUGCACAAGUGAGGAAACAUUAAACCAACUCAGAAUCUCAGGUGAUGCAAUGGUAUGUGAGAAAGAGGAGCAGAAUUCUCAGCACAAAAACGUACAGCAGGUGGAGAAACACAGAGAAUUAUCACAAAGAUUGAAACGGAAUGUGUCCAGCAGUCAUGAGCAGGGGAAAUCCUGUGAGAUUCAUCAGGGAAACCAGCCAGGGGAGAAAGUGGAUAAAUUUAUUUCCUGUCGGGGAAUUCAGAAGGGCCUCAAGGAAACCACAACACAGCAGGAAUUCCUCAGAGGAAAGAGGAAAAAUACAUGCACUGAGUGUGGGAAAAACUUCACUCAAAGAUCAGCCCUUUCUCAACAUCAGAGAAUCCACACAGGGGAGAGGCCCUAUGAAUGCCACGAGUGUGGGAAAACCUUCAAUCGCAGCUCGCACUUUAUUAGGCAUCAGAGAAUCCACACAGGGGAGAGGCCCUACAAAUGCAGUGAGUGUAGGAAAUGCUUCACUCACAGCUCCGCCCUUUCUCAACAUCAGAGAAUCCACACAGGGGAGAGGCCCUAUGAAUGCAGUGAGUGCGGGAAAACCUUCGCUCAAAGAUCAGGCAUUUUUCAACAUCAGAGAAUCCACACAGGGGAGAGGCCCUACAAAUGCAGUGAGUGUAGGAAAUGCUUCACUCACAGAUCAGACCUUACUAAACAUCAGAGAAUCCACACAGGGGAGAGGCCCUACAAAUGCAGUGAGUGUAGGAAAUGCUUCACUCACAGAUCAGACCUUACUAAACAUCAGAGAAUCCACACAGGGGAGAGGCCCUAUGAAUGCAGUGAGUGUGGGAAAAACUUCACUUACAGAUCAGGCCUUUUUAACCAUCAGAGAAUCCACACAGGGGAGAGGCCCUAUGGAUGCAGUGAGUGUGGAAAAAGCUUCACUAACAGCUCAGCCCUUUCUGAACAUAAGAGAAUCCACACAGGGGAGAGGCCCUAUGAAUGCAGUGAGUGUGGGAAAACCUUCAAUCGCCGCUCAAACGUUAUUAGGCAUCAGAGAAUCCACAAAGGGGAGAGGCCCUACGAAUGCAGUGACUGCAGGAAAACCUUCACUCAAAGAUCGCGCUUUUUUCACCAUCAGAAAAGCCACACAGGUGAGAGAACCUAUGAAAGCAGUGAGUGUGGGAAUACCUUCUCUUAGCACUCAGCCAUGUUAGCCAUUAGAGAAUUUGCAAGAGAUAUGAAGACCAUAAAAAUCUCUAGGGCUAUCAGUACUUUUUUCUUUUUAAUACUUUUUGUGAUGCCCACAUAGUAACUUUUAAAACUGUUUGAACUAUUUUCAGCACCCUUAUCCCUCAGCUUAUCCAGAUGAGGGGACCAUUUUUGCUUUUUGCAGUUCUCCCUGUUUUGAGGUGGACCCAUUUGUCCUUUCUAUCAACUCCAUUGUCCCAUGAGUAAUUCAAGUGUGCCCUUCCUAUCAGGAGCCAGGGAGCAUCACAUUUAUACCAUUUCUCCUAUUACAAUGUUAGAGUAACCAGUGAUUCAGAUUGUAUCAUUACCAGUUCUCACAUUGCUCUAGGUUGUGCUGAAGAGCAGUUAUAUUGGGACCUUUUCAAAUUUAUAUUUAAAUGAAGAGGUGCAGGGGCAGGCAAAAGUGUCAUUUCAGCCUCUGUGACACCGGAAGGAGAUGGGGUGACUUAGAGAUUCGCUCCUUCCCCAUCACUGCAGAACUGUUACCUUCUGUCUGAGCCAUGCAGAGUUUGUCUUCAUCACAUUCUAUCCAUCCACUUCUCAAAGUGUCAUGUGAUGAAGUGUUCUUAGUUGUCUCUGCUUGGAGAUGAUACUUUGACUUUAUAGAUGUAUUUGAGAAAGGAAAGCAGAUGGAUUGAAAGAAGACAAAAGGACUCAGAAGGGAGUGAAUGCUUAUUGGUCCUGCCUGGUUUCAAAAACCAGUGUCCUCUUAGAGGUGAGGUGAGGCAAACAUGAGAAUCACCACACUACAGAAAUCUAAUACAGUUGGUCCUAUUUAAUAGAGCUUUCUUAGUGGCCAGUGCAUCAGCUCAAUCAGUUUUCCUUUGAAGAACAGGAAAACAAAGUGCAUCACAAACUUCUUUUUUAAUCAGAAAUAAUCAGAAAUGCUGCAAGAGCUCCUCCAAUUUGCCCAUCUCACAAGGAGACAAAGCACAGCCAAAUCUCCCAACCAACAAAGCUCACAUCUGCUCCCCUUUCCAUGGACAUUUCCCUGACAGCUCCCAGGGACCCAUUCAACAAGACAGGAAAUCCAAAUGCAGUAAAGUCAAGGGAAAGAUUUUUCCCCACAGGUUCCACUGAUGGGGAAGGGUCAUUUCAGACAGAAAAGUUCAGUCAUUUAAUGCCAGAAUACUAGGCUAUAAUAUCCUUCCCUCACCUUAUGUGGAAAGCAAGGAGAUAGUUGUGAGAACAACCACUCCUAACCAAAGAAACAGGGAACCGAACACAGAGUUUUUUGAACCCAAGAGCAGGGGGAAAGGCUUUUCAAAGGCAACCUACCCCAGGAGUGUCAGAGAAGGGAAUGACUGUUUGCCUUAGGAAGUGUCUGUGGUGGGGGGGGGGGGAGGGGGGAAACCUGCAGGUACUUAGGUCACUCCAGUCCAGCUUCUGACAAAAGCUUUUGUGGGAAAGGGCCUGGGAUAGCCGAGGAGGACAAGGAGUGGAAACAAGGUGGCUGGAGAGAAGGUGGGUACAGCAGUUUAGCUGCUUCCUAAGUGCGCAGAGCUGAUAAACCAGGAGCAGCACUAGGGGUCAGGCAAAGCUAAAGGGCCUGUCAUUGUGAAACAUACCAGCUCAAAUGAGGUGGUGUCAAAACCCCUGGCUUGGGUUCUAGGACAGAAUUGCUCUCUGCUCAGUGGGCUCUCCUGUAAGAGCAACUAGAUAGGCAGAAGAAGCGGAGAGGGUUGUGCUGCGGUAAAUGAAGGCACAGGAGGAUUGUUCCUCUGGGGAUUUCUUUUGCUCUUGUGAUCCUGCUGGAGAAACCUGAAGUGGUUUUUGAAUUUGUCAGUGCAUUACUCUGGGCUCCAGUUGUGACAGUGAGCACAGGGGGGUCCUUCAGCCUCUGUUCCCAAGUUAUAAUUAUAGGUGGUUUCUGUGGUGUAGUAGUUAUUCUGUUGGUCUAACAUGCAGAAGGUAUCUGGUUCAAAACCAGCCAGGAAUAUUGGUGCUUCUGGCUCUUUUAGUCCAAGUCUUUGUCAAAUACAUCUUAACUUCUAUGCUUUCUUCUUCAUUAGUUUUUCCUUCCAUGAAACUUUUAACAUCAAAAGGAGGGGGUAAAUCUGCAUGUUGAGGGAAGUAAUAGAUUAUUAUUUGGGAGACUACAGCUACUUAAAAAAUCUGAGCAUAGAAACGGUAGGAUCUUAAUUUAAUUUAAAAAAUCUGAAAUAAAUUUAAAUUUAAUUAAAAAUUAAAUUUAAUUAAUGAAUACACUAAUAGAUAAACUGAUUACUAAUUUAAUAUAUUUAAAUUAAAUACAAUUAAAUAAAUGUCAUUUAAUUUAAUUGCCACACAACUGUGCUCAUGAAUUAAAAUGAAACACAUUUUUUUGAUAUUUUUGGAGAAAAGUUCUGUUCCAUGUCCUGGAAUUGAAACUGGGUUAAAGAGGUAUUGUCACCAAGCUGCUAUUGCUUCUAGAUUGUCUCAGGCUACUUUCUGUCCAACUUGGGAAACUGGCCCAGUUUCUAUUCUCCUCUGGGAUCAAGACCAGAGUGUGAAUGAACCCCUGUGCUCAAUGUCACAAACUGAACCCAAUCAAAGGCACAUGAAAAUCAAAGCUUCCCACUGACUAAUAGCAGAAUGUGGGCAUGUUUCCACUGUGCACCUCAAAGUCCAGGCUGCAUGCCCUUUUACACAAAUAGACAUGUACAAAUUAUUUCCCCCCUUGCUAGAUAGCCUAACCAACAUUAUAAUAACAAUAAUAGACAUUCAAGUUGACCCAAGAUGAAAAACUGGGAGCUGAGUUAUUCUGAAAAUCUGGCUGUAGUGGCGGGUAUGAGAUCUUCUGAAAAUUCUGGCCAACUAUGUGUCUGGAACCUCUAAGAACCAUCUCAACUUUUAGCAUUUGAAAGGAUCUGAUGAAAAAGCCUUCCUUCUGUUGAACUCAGUACAGAUUUUGUCCUUGAUUUAAAAUCACCAUAUUUCACCUUGAUCCCAAGUUUAGGUUUCAACACAAUUUAUUUUAUUUUUAUAUGCAAUGCAAAACAAAUUCUCUCUAGGCAUUUGAACAGAGGGCUAUAUGUAGAUCUGCCAUUAAACCAUGUUGCCUUUCACUUUGAGCAAGACUGCAACCUGUGGUAUACAGGUGGAAGGCUAUGAAAUCUGGUUCUCCUCAGACCUCUUCAGUAGCUAGACUUCAGGAAUGGAAGAGACUAAUGAUACUUCUCUCCAGAUCGUUAAUUCUGAAGACUAGUCUAUAGAGCUGGGUGAAUGUUUUUUUGGAUGAAUAUUUUAUUUACUGAAAUAAUUUGGUGGCCCAAAAAUGAUUUAUUUUUUUAGUUUUGUUUCAACAAGAAAAUUGAAAAAAAAUAAUCUGGGAGCAACCUGAACUAUUAUUAUUAUAUAGGUUAGGCUAGCUAGCAAGCAAGGAAAUAAAUGAUUUGACCAGCUCUACUUGCAUGAAAGGUCCACAAUGGGAACAUACCUAUGUUCUGUUCUUAGGCUGUUUGAUUUUCACAUAGUCUCCAAAACCCAUCUGAGCAUGAUGAAGUAUCACUUGAGGAGACAACAAGUGAAGACGUGUUGAAAAGCUUCUUUCCCUGAAUGGAAAUCAAAUCUGGGUCACGGUGGUGAAAGCGCCAAAACGUAAAGAAUAAACUAGACCACCAGAGAGGUAACAGUGGGUGUUUUUUUUAUCACCUGUACUAGGCUUUCUCUGGCUCCUCUAUCUAAUUUUAGAACCUGGUCCUUUCUCCAUUGCCCUGAGGGGAUAAGAAUGGAGGGUGAAGGAUCCCCUGUGCUCAGCAUCACAAACUGAGCCCAACCAAAGGCUUUGACACAAACUCAAAUGAUGACAACUUCCUCCACAAGGAUCACAUGAGUAACACAAACAAACCCCAAGAAGAACAAUACUCUUCUGCUUUCAUUUAGGCCCAUCACAAGCCUCUCUUCUUCUCCUUCCUCCUACCUAGGGGCUCUUCCAGGAAAACACAUGGAGCCAAUACUAACUCUUUCCUAGAAGCCCUGGGAGGGCUUUUGAUACCACCUCACACGAGCUGACAGGAGUUAGAUUCUGUGUAAUGGGGCCCUUAGCUUUGCCUGCCCCCUAGCCUUGCUCUCUUGAGGCUCUUAAGUAGGAAAUGUCUCUUCCUGUCUCUGAGAUUUAGUAGAAGAGGAGGAGAGGACAAAUUGACAUUUCCAUCAUCCUCUGUGAGUGAGAGAGAAUUUUCUCCUCUUCUAUUCUAGCCUAGCUAAGAGAGGGGAAAAUAACCCUUCAGGAGCUGACUGUCCCCCUUCAGUGAUCUUUAGCUUCUCUACUUCUUCUUACAUUGGCUCCAGCUCUGCAUUGGGCAUAUGUGUACUUCCGUGUCAUAUCAAUCCCAGCCCUUUUUAUUGUCAUGGAGAUUGUUUCAGGCUGUGGACAGAGACAGCUCUCUGCCUAUCGACUAGAUCACAUGGUAUUCAUUUCUUGUAUAUUUCUCGAACUCGUUACUGCAUUUGUGAUGAUUUAUAAAAACCAGCCUGAGAGUAAAACAAGAUGGCAAUAAAAAUCAAUAUACUGUGCUAAAAAUACCAGUGGAACAAUAAGGAAAUUUGUAGCUCAGAACUUGCGUUAACACCAUUUGAAGACAUGCAAGAUGUUGAGUGUUCAAAAAUCUUAUGGAAAAAUGUAAUUUAAAAAGGGGAAUGUGAUGUUGUAUGUUAAAAGGAUGGGUUAGAGAGUUCCAAUUAUUAUGUUCUGAUUCCUCACACCCCUACUCUGCUUAGCCAGGAAAGUAGCGGAAAUGUGAUCAUCAGUCAAUAGAUUUCUCCGACAUGAAAAUGAUACACUAGGCUGGUUGUAGUUAGCUCAACAUAAAGAAAAGUGAGGGAAAACUGCUGGCUGGGAGCUAAAUACGCAGGACAAAGGGUUGGGAUUCUUCUACGCUCAGAUUUGCUAUAUAGCUAGCAGUCUCCCAAAUGAUGUUCUAUUCCUUCCCUCAAAAUGCAGGCUAACCCUCUCCUUUUGAACUUAAAGCUCCAUGAAAGGAAAAAAAUAAUGAGGAUGAAAGCAUAGAAGCAGUUGAGAAAAGACUUGUAGUGAGAGAAGACCAGAGAAGGGAAAGUAGUAUUGUUUCUGCCUGGUUUCAAACCAGGGACCUUUUGUGUGUUAGGCAAAUGUGAUAACCACUACACUACAGAAACCAGCAACUGUCACUUUGGGGUCCUUUCCUAAGGCUCUCUCAGGAGCCACUCCACUAGCUGAUUCCCUUUGAACAAUAGGGAAACAAAGGGUACCAAGUACUUAUGGUUUUCGGAUGAGUCAAGAAAAGGGAGUAGCAUUGUCCCCCUCGGGUAGCCCUGUUCAAUUCCAGGUUAGAAAGCAAAACUUUUCUGCAAACAUAUAAAAAAAAUGUUGUUUUUCACUUUACUUCAUAAGUACAGUUGUGUGGCAAUUAAAUGAUGACCCUAAAGUUUCAUAAAAUCAAAGAACAGUAAACAAAAAAGGGUGGGAAAUAUGGAUGUAUUUGAGGAAAGGGCUUGGAAUGAAGGAAGACAAAAAUUGAUCUGUAGAGAGAAAAGGCAGUGUUUCCCCCUGGUUUGGAACUUCUCUCGCAACUACAGUAAUAAAAGUGCUAAGCAAAUGGUGUUCUAUUGUUCCAAAGGAGAUUGAAGUGAGGCCAUUUUCUCCAGAUAGAAGAAAAUGGUCAUGUCAGGAGUGGGAUUUGAAGCCAUGUCUCUAUGCAGAGGGCAGAACAGCCAAGAGAGAGGAAAAAAGAGUCAUAAAACUGGUGGUUUAGACUAGUCCACCAUCCUAAUGCUACAAAGAAUGUGACUUAUCAACCCUAGUUUUCAUUAAUAUUUGAUGAACUCUUUAGGGAGGUCAAAAUGGCACAUCUCUUUCAUCUCCAAAAGACCUUCUAUAGCACAGCUGAUUUUUAGACACACUCACCCAGACCUAAAGUUACAGAUUUCCUGGAGCUCCAUGAGUUCUGAGGUGUUGUAAUCUUCCUGCUCACGUUUUAAGUGAACAAAAGAUGGUUGCUAGCAUUCUGAGAAAGUAAUGGUGAACCUCAAAAUCCUGCCCUGUGGGCCAGAUAGUUAAGCAACCAGCACCCACAAUCUCUACCACGAUAGCAUCCUGUCUGCAAGAACUCACUUAUCUGGGGUCUGAAAUCCUCAUUUCUUUGUUGUUCUGUCACUGUAGUCCCCACUUCCCUAUUGUUUGUCUGUAUAAUCUCUGUCUGGUUCUGUGAUUGUUUCUGUCUGCUGU
Molecule: messenger RNA, 8012 nt
Organism: Chrysemys picta bellii (western painted turtle)
Lineage: Eukaryota; Metazoa; Chordata; Testudines; Emydidae
Source: RefSeq, a predicted model, not a curated record